AUGCAAACCCGACAUCUCCAGAAUCCCAUUCCCACAAAAAAGUUGCGGUUCAUCCCAACUCUUCCGGUCGGCUGUAUCUCAACCUCGUGUCUCGUCUCUUUCUCUUUAGCCCAACCCAAAGUUUUCCCCAAUAAUCGAAAACACUCGCCCACAAUGCCCUCCGAAGCAGUCGUCGUGUCGACCUCCGUCGUCGCCCUCGUGACGGGCUUCGUGCUGGGCGUCUUUUCGAUCCGUGGCUACCUCAUCUCCCCCGAACUGCGCGCCGAGGCUCGCGCCAACACAGACGACCCGUUGGAGAGCGACGAGUCCGACAUUGACGAGGACGACACCAUCCUCGACCACGCCCCCAACUGGGCCAACGGCGUGGCCGCCGACCGCCGCGACGGCCUGCGCCAGCGCAACGCUGCUUCCUCAGCGAAGCCCGCCUCCUCCAAGAAGCCCAACCCCGACUCCGCGCCACUUGCCGACUCCAAUGAGGAGUGCAAGCUCGUCCUCGUUGUCCGGACGGACCUGGGCAUGACAAAGGGCAAGAUGGCGGCGCAAGCAUCGCACGCGACCCUCGCAUGCUACAAGUCCCUCUCCCGCGCCGCAGCCAAGGACCCGUCGUCCGCGGCUGCCAACAUCCUCAAGCGCUGGGAGCGCCUCGGCCAGGCCAAGAUCGCGGUGCAGAUCAAGAACCAGGACGAGAUGCUCGAGCUCAUGGGCAAGGCGCGCAGCCUCGGCGUCACCUCCGAGGUCAUCGCCGACGCCGGCCGCACGCAGAUCGAGGCCGGCAGCCUGACAGUGCUCGGUGUCGGCCCCGCGCCAAGGAGCCUCGUCGACCAGAUCACGGGACACUUGAAGCUUUUGUAAAAGGGGGCGGCGGGUGAGCUGUGCCCGAUGCGGAUACGUAAGUGUUGGUAUGGAACAUAGAAGCUUGGGAAAACAAAUGAAAAGGAGCGUAACGGCGCAUGGUACAUAAAAGUUGGCGAUGGACUGGCGUGUGUAUUUCUUCGCAUGUGGACAUGGGUAUGUCCCCGAAAUGAUCAAAAAACUCCAACAACCAAGAUGUUUGGUCCAACUGGCUGUUGAUGUGAGAUUGAGUCGAACCUCCAAAAGGGAUGUAUGGAACAACGGGGCAAAAUAUCGACUUCUCAGAGGCGGCCAAUCACACAACAAUCUGGUGCUCUCUCAUACGCUUGGUGGGUUGAGGUGAACGACCUAUGUAAGCACACACGCGAGACGUUUAGAUUGAAAGCAUCAAGAUUUAGAGAAGAACCCUCAGUUUUGGGUAUUCAUGGUCACUAAAGGGUGAAAAUGCCUAAACGCCUCUUACAUGCAACCAACUCCCCGUCCAACUUUUAGUCGACUUUUACAGUAUAACCCUCCGGUCCCCCCCCCCCCCCCCCCCUC
Colletotrichum destructivum is the source of this 1392-nucleotide messenger RNA. Its product is annotated as Putative peptidyl-tRNA hydrolase, PTH2, peptidyl-tRNA hydrolase II domain superfamily. The transcript is spliced from 2 exons. NCBI's taxonomy places the organism in Eukaryota, Fungi, Ascomycota, Sordariomycetes, Glomerellales, Glomerellaceae. Bases 1 to 852 code for a protein of 283 amino acids. Gene Ontology annotation, cellular component: mitochondrion; cytosol. The record is from RefSeq and is a predicted model, not a curated record. Gene Ontology annotation, molecular function: peptidyl-tRNA hydrolase activity.